Daphnia pulicaria is the source of this 874-nucleotide messenger RNA. RefSeq lists its product as uncharacterized. The record is from RefSeq and is a predicted model, not a curated record. Bases 83 to 526 code for a protein of 147 amino acids. The transcript is spliced from 3 exons. NCBI's taxonomy places the organism in Eukaryota, Metazoa, Arthropoda, Branchiopoda, Diplostraca, Daphniidae.
UUACUGAUCCUCUUCGACAAGAAAACAAGAAGAAUUAUGUAAAUUGCGCUUCGGUUGAAAAAGUAGCACAAACAACCUUGGGAUGCCCUUCCGUUUUUGCCUUGCCCAGCACCGGUCUAGGGCGGUUAAGCCACCUCCCAUAAUUUCUCCGGGACUUGGGGGCUCUUACAAAUACGGUCCGGGACAACCGAAAGACACAUCAGUUAACCGCUUGCAAUCCAACGUAUCAACAGUCCACUUUGCGUCAGCUCGUUUCACAUUAAAAACAAUCAUGAAGGUUUUUGCGUUCGUCUUCCUUGUCCUCGCCGUCGCUAUGGUCUCCGCUAAACCAGCUCCUCAAGACAUUAACUCAGCCAUUCUGGCUGUCAUCAAUUCCGCUGUGCCGAAUGUUCAGCCUGGUAGCUUUAACAGGCCACCUGCAGGCGGAGUUUCUUCUUUUGCUUCCGCCCAACAAAACACAGGUCCUUCCGGCCAGACUUUCUUCGCCGCUCAGACCGGAGUGGCUCAAGGAAGCUCAAGACCAUAAAUAAAUAAAAAAUCAUCCAGGAUCCAAGAGCUGCACACUUAAUCAUGAGCGAAUUUACAUGUGUUUGCUUUAGAUGACAAUGAAUAGCUCAAACGAUUGCAAAAAUGCAAUUUGUAAAAAAAAAAGAACAAAAAAAAUGAAAACAUAAAAUUACAGGGCCUUUUAAUGCGAACCUUUUGUUUACCUGUUUGUGUCCAUUAAUAAUUACAAUAAACUGUUCGCUCGAUACAAAUACAAUCUAUAUUCAAUCAAAUAUUUGAUUUCUUUGAAUACGAGUUGAAGUUACUGCGUCGGUGAUAGUAGCAAUAUCUAUGUUAACUUCGUAAAAAUUACAUGAAAUUUGAAAAC